AUGCAAACUGCGGCCACGGCAGUUAACAGCAGCAUAAACAGCAGUGGCACCAACGCAACACCGACCGUUACCAGCGGUGCAAGCAAUAGUAGUGGAGUGCAUACGAAAACGAAAGAGAUGUUUAUUUUAAGGGCAUUGGAAAAAAUCCUCAGCGACAAGGACAUCAAACGGUCGCACCAUCUUCAGCUGAAACGUGCCUGCGAUGUGGCACUUGAGGAUAUUAAAGAGGAGCUCAAACAGGCAGGCCAUACGGAACCGAAUGGCGAAGCACCGGUUCCGUCGGCGGCACUACCGCUGCCGAAAAAUGAUUCCGGCAAUAUUAUUAACGCCGAAAAGUACUUCCUGCCCUUCGAGUUGGCUUGUCAGAGUCGGACACCGCGCAUCGUUGUGACGGCACUCGAUUGUCUGCAGAAGCUGAUCGCCUACGGUCAUCUGACGGGCAACAUUCCCGAUUCAUCAAACCCGGGCAAAUUCCUCAUCGAUCGGAUCGUUACGACGAUCUGCAACUGUUUUAUGGGCCCCCAGACGGACGAGGGCGUUCAGUUGCAGAUCAUCAAGGCGUUACUCACCGUCGUAACGUCGCAGCAUGUCGAGGUGCACGAGGGAACGGUGCUGCAGGGUGUGCGAACUUGCUACGACAUCUAUUUGUCGAGCAAAAACCUUAUCAACCAAACGACGGCCCGCGCCACACUUACACAGAUGUUGAAUGUCAUUUUCACGAGAAUGGAAAAUCAAGCAUUCGAAACCGUAGCAGCAGCAACGGCACUGGCUGGAGUGACUAGUCCCAAUGGGGCCGCUGGAGGCACGCCAGCAACUCCGUCGAGCAGCAGUACUACCGCAGCAGAGGAAUCUCCCUCGCCACCGAAACCGGAGCUGAUGGUGGCCGAAGAAAAACAUCCGGACUAUGAUGAGAUUCGCGCGAUUGUGGAAGAGAUUAUCGACAACGUUAUCGAGCAAGCGCAAGCACAAGCCACUGCUAACGCGUCUCAGGUCGCCGCCGCCCAGGAUCCGGUGGGCUGUAAUGAAGCCAGUGAAACGACCAGUAUCGGUGGGAUUUCCAUCGGUGGAAUUACGGACACAGCAUCGAUCGCACGCGUUCCUUCGCAGGAGAGUAUGGAAGUCACGAGUGAAAACGAUAGCAUCGUAACGGCAAAAUUUACCCACAUUCUGCAAAAGGACGCAUUUCUCGUGUUCCGUGCCCUGUGCAAACUGUCCAUGAAACCCCUUCCCGACGGUCAUCCCGAUCCGAAAUCACACGAGCUGCGCUCGAAGAUUCUCUCCCUGCAUCUGCUACUGUCGAUCCUCCAGAACGCUGGCCCCGUGUUUCGCUCGAACGAGAUGUUCAUCAUGGCCAUUAAACAGUACCUGUGCGUGGCCCUGUCGAAGAACGGGGGCAGCGCCGUACCGGAAGUGUUCGAGCUUUCGCUUUCCAUCUUCGUGGCGCUGCUGUCGAACUUUAAGACCCACCUGAAAAAGCAGAUCGAAGUGUUCUUCAAGGAAAUCUUUCUCAACAUCCUCGAGGCGCCCAGUUCCUCGUUCGAGCACAAGUGGAUGGUCAUCCAAGCACUGACCCGCAUCUGCGCCGACGCUCAGAGCGUGGUGGACAUUUACGUUAACUAUGAUUGUGAUUUUUCCGCAGCGAACCUCUUCGAGCGGCUCGUGAACGAUCUGUCCAAAAUUGGCCAAGGGCGCCAAGCGCUGGAGCUGGGAACGUCGGUAAAUCAAGAAAAAUCGAUGCGUAUCCGUGGGCUGGAGUGUUUGGUGUCGAUACUGAAGUGUAUGGUCGAGUGGAGCAAAGACCUGUACGUGAAUCCGAACUCGCAAACGUCGCUCGGUGAUCCUCCGACUGCGGCGGCGCCAAUGACGACGGUAGUGAAGGGCCAAAGCAUGAGCGUCAGUAGGACGCUGGACGAUAUUCAAAAAGAUGCCGCUGGUUGCCGAUCGACGGAGCUGAAGUCACACGGGGGUUCGAGUGUUAGUAUCAACUCCGUCGAAAGCACCAACACUUCUGGUGGUGGUGGUGGUGGUGGCGGUGGAAACGGUGGCGCAGGUGGUGGCAAUCGGGAAGUGCUUGAUCUACCGGGCGAGCUGGAGGAGCGCAAGCAGCGCAAGGAAGUGAUGGAAAUGGGGAUCGAAAUGUUCAACCGAAAGCCGAAGAAGGGUAUCGGGUUUCUGCAGGAGCGGGGACUGCUCGGGAUGAGCGUGGAAGAUGUGGCCCACUGGCUGCACGAGGAUGAGCGGCUCGACAAGACCCAGAUUGGCGACUAUCUCGGUGAGAACGAUGAACGGAGUAAGGCGGUCAUGUGUGCGUACAUCGAUGCGAUGAACUUUGCCGAGUUGGACAUCGUGGCCGCGCUGCGUCACUUUCUGGAGCAAUUUCGGCUACCGGGAGAGGCGCAGAAGAUCGAUCGUUUGAUGGAAAAGUUCGCCUCCCGGUACUGCGACUGCAACCCAAACAAUUCGCUCUUUGCGAGCGCCGACACCGUGUACGUGCUCGCGUUCUCCGUAAUCAUGCUGACAACCGAUCUGCACUCGCCACAGGUGAAGCACAAGAUGACGAAGGAACAGUACAUCAGCAUGAACCGUGGCAUCAGCGACAACAAGGAUCUGCCGGAGGAGUACCUGUCGCAGAUCUACGAUGAGAUUGCGGGGCACGAAAUUAAGAUGAAGAAUACGGUCGCAAGCAAACCUUCCGGCAAGCAGAUUAUUGUGAACGAAAAGAAGCGUAAGCUGCUGUGGAACCUGGAGAUGGAAUCGCUUUCGACCACGGCGAAAAACCUGAUGGAAUCGGUUUCGCAUGUGAAGGCUUCGUUCACGUCGGCCAAGCAUCUGGAGCAUGUGCGUCCGAUGUUCAAAAUGGCGUGGACCUCCUUUUUGGCAGCAUUUUCCGUGGGUCUGCAAGACUGUGACGAUCCGGAGAUCGCCAGCCUGUGCCUGGACGGUAUCCGGUGCGCCGUGCGCAUUGCGUGCAUCUUUCACAUGAGUCUCGAGCGGGACGCGUACGUACAGGCGUUGGCGCGCUUCACGCUGCUGACCGCCAAUUCGCCGAUCAACGAAAUGAAGGCGAAAAAUAUCGACACCAUCAAGACGCUCAUCAUGGUGGCCCAUACCGACGGGAACUACCUGGGGUCCAGUUGGCUCGACAUCGUAAAGUGCAUUUCGCACCUCGAGCUAGCGCAACUGAUCGGGACCGGCGUGCGACCAGAGUUUCUUUCCGGCCCCGCUUCCCACCGUGACACACUGGAUCCGUCGGCCAAGGAGCAUAUCGGCGAAACGAGCUCCCAGAGUAUCGUCGUAGCGGUCGAUCGUAUCUUUACCGGUUCGAUACGGCUCGACGGAGACGCGAUCGUCGACUUUGUGAAGGCGCUCUGCCAGGUGUCCCUGGACGAGUUGACGCGCCCGCAGCCCCGUAUGUUUUCGCUGCAGAAGAUUGUGGAAAUUUCGUACUACAACAUGGGCCGCAUCCGGUUGCAGUGGUCGCGCAUCUGGCAAAUUCUGGGCGAGCACUUUAAUGCCGUCGGGUGCAACACGAACGAGGAGAUAGCGUUCUUCGCACUCGAUUCCCUGCGCCAGCUGUCGAUGAAGUUCAUCGAGAAGGGCGAGUUUACGAACUUCCGCUUCCAGAAGGACUUCUUGCGCCCGUUCGAGCACAUUAUGAAGAAGAACAAUUCGCCGGCGAUCCGUGACAUGGUGGUGCGGUGCGUCGCCCAGAUGGUCAACUCGCAGGCCCACAACAUCAAGUCGGGUUGGAAGAACAUUUUUUCCGUCUUUCACCUGGCGGCCGGUGAUCAUGAUGAGGCGAUCGUCGAACUGGCGUUCCUUACCACGGGCAAGAUCAUUAGCGAGUUGUACCGGACGCAGUUCCACAUCAUGAUCGACUCGUUCCAGGAUGCCGUCAAGUGCCUGUCGGAGUUUGCGUGCAACGCGCGCUUUCCCGACACGAGCAUGGAAGCGAUCCGGUUGGUGCGCACGUGUGCGCUGUGCGUUAACGAUGCGCCCAAUCUGUUUGCCGAGCACGCCGGCAUGGAGAAUGACGUAUCGGUGCCGGAGGAGGAUCGAGUUUGGGUGCGCGGCUGGUUCCCGAUGCUGUUCUCGCUGUCGUGCGUUGUCAAUCGGUGUAAGCUGGACGUACGAACCCGGGGGCUCACGGUGCUGUUUGAGAUUGUUAAAACACACGGUGACGCUUACCGGCCCAACUGGUGGCGCGAUCUGUUCAACGUGCUGUUCCGCAUCUUCGACAACAUGAAGCUGCCCGAGCAUCACACGGAAAAGGCGGAAUGGAUGACGACGACGUGCAAUCACGCCCUGUACGCGAUCAUCGAUGUUUUCACGCAGUACUUUGACGUCCUCGGGCCGAUGCUGUUGGCCGACCUGUACUGCCAACUGCACUGGUGUGUGCAGCAGAACAACGAACAGUUGGCUCGGUCGGGCACAAACUGCCUGGAGAAUUUGGUCAUCUCGAAUGGGCUCAAGUUCGGUGAGGAUACGUGGGAUAAAACGUGUCAGUGUAUGUUGGACAUUUUCAACAGUACGCUACCGAACGAGCUGCUGACGUGGAAACCGGAUCCAUUGCCACAGUCACAUCCGAUUGCUGCGGUGGCUGCGUCAACGACCGGAGCGCGGCACGAGAAUGGAGAUCUUCCCCGGCACGGUAUUCUGAAGCGCAGUGGCUCACAGCACACGAUACACGGCCAGCCGGCCGGCGAUCAUUCGGGAUCUCCCUCGAACGAACCGCCAUCCGGGAUCACGAACACGUCGGUGCUGUUCGCUAACUUGCUCAUCAAGUGUGUCGUGCAGCUUGAGUUGAUCCAAACGAUCGACAACAUCGUCUUCUUUCCGGCAACCUCGCGGAAAGAGGAUGCCGAAACGUUGGCACUGGCCACGGCCGAACUUACGUCGGCGUCCGUUCCAACACACAACCAUUACAAUGGCAAUGGGCACACGGCAAACUACCGCCACUCGCUGUCGAGCGCUGAGCUGGAGUGCCAGCGAGAGGAGCAGGGAAUGUACAGCUAUCUAAACACUCCGCACCUGUUGCAACUGGUCGACUGUUUGCUGCAGAGCCACCGGUUUGCGAAGCGGUUCAACUCCAACAACGACCAGCGGACGGUGCUGUGGAAGGCGGGCUUCAAGGGUUCGCUGAGACCGAAUCUGUUGAAACAGGAAACGCAAUCCCUGGCGUGCGUCCUGCGGAUACUGUUCAAAAUGUACUGUGAUGAAAACCGGCGGCGCGACUGGGAGGACAUCGAGCAGCAACUGAUCGGCGUGUGUACCGAGGCGCUGGAUUACUUUCUAUCGUUGACCAGUGAACCGCAUCGCGAUGCGUGGACAUCGCUGUUACUGCUGGUGAUGACGCGUCUGCUGAAGAUGCCGGACGCAAGGUUUGCCGCUCACAUUGCCAGUUACUAUGUGUUUCUGUGCGAUUUGACCUGCGUCGACCUGAAACCGGAACUGCGGACCGUACUUCGGCGCGUUUUUCUACGCAUCAGUCCGGUGUUUGGAAUCUCGAGUGCCACCCAAGGCGGUUCUGCUGCGGCUGCUGCUUCCGCUGGCACCACGGGUUCGCUUGCAGCUACCUAGUAUCGGCGAAAC
Messenger RNA from Anopheles cruzii, 5592 nucleotides. RefSeq names its product brefeldin A-inhibited guanine nucleotide-exchange protein 1 (gene Sec71). Gene Ontology annotation, biological process: regulation of ARF protein signal transduction. The record is from RefSeq and is a predicted model, not a curated record. The coding region runs from base 1 to 5580 and encodes 1859 amino acids. The transcript is spliced from 3 exons. NCBI's taxonomy places the organism in Eukaryota, Metazoa, Arthropoda, Insecta, Diptera, Culicidae. Gene Ontology annotation, molecular function: guanyl-nucleotide exchange factor activity.